AGACAAGAUGGGAGGAAACAAAGUGAAGGUACACACAAAAGCAUUGAAGCAGUUGUUGCUCGGCUUGAAAAACAGAAUGGGAUGAGUCUCAGUAAUGCUUCCAGCCCUGAGGAGGCUUUUAUGGAGACUUCGGAAAGCAUGAACAACAUGGAUGAUGCUGUAGUUCCUCGGAUUCUCUAUGAAGAAUUGCUGAGGAGUUACCAACAGCAACAAGAAGAAAUGAGACAUAUUCAACAGGAGCUUGAGAGAACACGUAGACAGCUUGUGCAACAGGCAAAGAAGCUAAAGGAGUAUGGGGCACUCGUGUCAGAAAUGAAAGAGCUCAGAAACUUGAACAGGAGACUCCAGGAUGUACUCCUUCUAAGACUAGGUAGUGGACCUACCAUUGAGCUUGAAAAAGUAAAACAAGAACCAAUUGAGCCUGAACCUGAGGUACAGAAGACCUUCAAUGAGGAAGCAAACACAUCAACGUACUAUCCUGCCCCUGUUCCAGUAAUGGACAAGUAUAUUCUCGAGAAUGGAAAGGUCCAUCUUGGCAGUGGAAUUUGGGUAGAUGAGGAGAAAUGGCACCAGCUGCAAGUAACACAAGGAGAUUCAAAGUAUACAAAAAAUCUAGCGGUUAUGAUUUGGGGAACAGAUGUUCUCAAGAACAGAAGUGUCACAGGAGUUGCAACCAAAAAAAAGAAAGAUGCCGUUCCCAAGCCACCUCUCUCACCUCACAAAUUAAGCAUUGUCAGAGAAUGUUUGUAUGAUAGAAUAGCACAAGAAACUGUGGAUGAAACAGAAAUUGCACAGAGACUCUCCAAAGUCAACAAGUACAUCUGUGAAAAAAUAAUGGAUAUCAAUAAAUCGUCUAAAAAUGAAGAAAGGAGAGAAAGUGCAAAGUACAAUUUGCAAUAA
Molecule: messenger RNA, 900 nt
Organism: Pterocles gutturalis (yellow-throated sandgrouse)
Lineage: Eukaryota; Metazoa; Chordata; Aves; Pterocliformes; Pteroclidae
Gene: BEND5
Product: BEN domain containing 5
Exons: 4
Coding region: 82-900 (272 amino acids)
Biological process (GO): negative regulation of DNA-templated transcription
Molecular function (GO): DNA binding
Source: RefSeq, a predicted model, not a curated record